Molecule: messenger RNA, 2829 nt
Organism: Puma concolor (puma)
Lineage: Eukaryota; Metazoa; Chordata; Mammalia; Carnivora; Felidae
Source: RefSeq, a predicted model, not a curated record
AUGGCGCCGUCGCUGCGCUCCGAGGCGCCUGGCACCGGGCUCCGGGAUUCGCUUCUGCGCCGCCGCGGGCCGCUUCCGGUCCCCCGCUGUUUCCGGGACGCUCCGCGGCUGGCGGGGAGCGGCCCCGCCGAGCGAUGCUCGCACCCAGCCAUGGCAGGCCCACCGCGGGGCAAGCAUGUGUUCAAAGUCAUCCUGACGGUCCUGGUGGCCCUCAUCCUCCUCCACUCGGCAUCAUCCCAGUCCCACGCAGACUUCGUGCCACCAGGCCAGCAGAAGAGGGAGGCCCCGGUUGACCUCUUGAGCCAGAUAGGUCGAUCUGUGCGGGGAACGCUGGAGGCCUGGCUCGGGCCAGAGACCAUUCACCUGGUUUCAGAGGGAGAACUGUACCCUACAGAUGCCUCGAUAUCAGAGGCAAUGGACUGUGAACAGGACCCCUUGGAUCCUGUCUACCUGCCUGCGGCCCUAGAGCUCCUUGAUGCCCCUGAGCACUUCCGGGUGCAGCAGGUGGGCCGCUAUCCACCUGCCAACUCCUCUCUGGGCUCCAGAUCUGAGACCUUCCUGCUCCUGCAGCCAUGGCCCAGGGCCCAGCCACUUCUCCGGGCCUCCUACCCGCCCUUUGCGACGCAGCAGGUGGUCCCUCCACGGGUCACUGAGCCCCACCAACGGCCAGUGCCGUGGGAUGUGCGGGCUGUGUCAGUGGAAGCAGCUGUGACCCCAGCAGAGCCCCACGCCCGCGUCCUCUUCCACCUCAAAGGGCAGGAUUGGCCACCGGGGCCUGGCAGCCUGCCCUGUGCCCGGCUCCACGCCAUUCACUCUGCAGGCACUGCUCACCGAGCCUGCCACUUCCAGCCAUCCCUAGGCGCCUGCGUGGUGGAGCUGGAGUUUCCCUCCCACUGGUUCUCCCAGGGCUCCAGCACGCGGGCCGAGCUGGCCUACACGCUGGAGCCCGCAGCUGAGGGCUCUGGGGGCUGUGGCCCCGGCGGGGAGGAGGACGCCAGGGAGCAGGCUCUUCCGGUGGGCAGCGUGGAGCUGCGCCCCGCGGACCCCCCGCGGUACCAGGAGGUGCCCCUGGAUGAGGCGGUGACUCUGCGGGUGCCCGACGUGCCCGUGCGGCCCGGCCAGCUCUUCAGUGCCACCCUCCUGCUCCGGCACAACUUCACAGCCAGUGUCCUGACCCUGCGGAUCAAGGUGAAGAAGGGGCUGCACGUGACGGCUGCCCGCCCCGCCCAGCCCAGCCUGUGGACUGCCAAGCUGGACCGCUUCAAGGCCUCCAAGCACCACACGACUCUCAUCACCUGCCACCGUGCCGGGCCCACGGGGCCAGACUCCAGGGUGCCGGAGCCCGAUGCUCCAGCGGUUGCAGAGGAGGCGGAGCGGCGCGCCCGAGGCUGCCGCCUGCAGUACCAGCGCGCAGGCGUGCGCUUCCUUGUCCCCUUUGCGGCCCAUCCGCUGGACGGCGGCCGCCGCCUCACCCACCUGCUCGGCCCCGAUUGGCUGCUGGACGUGUCCCACCUCGUGGCGCCGCACGCGCGCGUGCAGGACCCGCGUGUAGCCUCACUGGAGGGCGGACGCGUCCUGGUAGGCCGGGAGCCCGGUGUCACCUCCAUCGAGGUGCGUUCCCCACUGUCUGACUCCAUCCUGGGGGAGCAGGCAUUGGCCGUGACGGAUGACAAGGUCUCGGUGCUGGAGCUGCGGGUGCAGCCGGUGAUGGGCAUCUCACUGGCCCUGAGCCGAGGCACUGCCCACCCCGGGGAGGUCACAGCCACGUGCUGGGCACAGUCAGCCUUUCCCGCCCCAAAGCAGGAGGUGGCCCUCUCCCUUUGGCUGUCCUUCUCUGACCGCACCCUGGCCCCCGCUGAGCUCUACGACCACCGUGACCUGGGACUGUCUGUCUCAGCUGAGGAGCCCGGUGCCAUCCUGCCAGCCGAGGAGCGGGGCGCCCUGCUCGGGGUGGUGGUGAGUGGGGCGGGUGCCGAGGGGCUGCCCCUGCAUGUGGCUCUGCACCCGCCGGAGCCCUGCCGCCGGGGCCGCCACCGUGUGCCGCUGGCCUCCGGCACCGCCUGGCUGGGGCUGCCCCCUGCUCCCACCCUGGCCCCCGCCCUCCCAUCCAGCCCUGCCCGGAGCUCUCCAGCCACAGAGGCCAGCACGGGCCGUAAACGAUGGGAGGCGGGCGGUGUUGGGGACAGGGGGGGCAUGAGGGGCAAGUUUGAGCCGGCAGAGGAGGAGGCUGGAGGGGAGGAGGAGGAGGAGGAAGCGGAGGAGAUGGUUCCCGCCCCUCAGCGGGUCACCGACCUAGAGCUGGGCAUGUACGCUCUGCUGGGCAUCUUCUGUCUGGCCAUCCUCAUCUUCCUGGUCAAUGGUGUGGUCUUCGUGCUGCGCUACCAGCGCAAGGAGCCCCCCGACGGCGCCACCGACCCCGCCUCCCCCCAGCCCCACAACUGGGUCUGGCUGGGCACUGACCAGGAGGAACUGAGCCGCCAGCUGGACCGGCAGUCCCCCGGCCUGCCCAAGGGGGAGGGGGGCUGCCCCUGCGAGAGUGGGGGAGGAGGGGAGGCCCUGACCCUGGCCCAGGCCCCCGCCGGGGCCACCGCCGGCUCCUCGAGCACCCUGGCCCGGAAGGAAGCCGGGGGGCGGCGGAAGCGCGUGGAGUUUGUGACGUUUGCACCAGCCCCCCCAGCCCAGCCGCCUGAGGAGCCUGUGGGGGCCCCUGCCGUGCAGUCCAUCCUGGUGGCCGGCGAGGAGGACAUCCGCUGGGUAUGUGAGGACAUGGGACUGAAGGACCCCGAGGAGCUGCGCAGCUACAUGGAGAGGAUCCGGGGCAGCUCCUGA